Messenger RNA from Spinacia oleracea (spinach), 1833 nucleotides. Its product is annotated as sugar transporter ERD6-like 5. Bases 235 to 1713 code for a protein of 492 amino acids. Gene Ontology annotation, molecular function: sugar transmembrane transporter activity. Gene Ontology annotation, cellular component: membrane. Gene Ontology annotation, biological process: carbohydrate transport; transmembrane transport. The transcript has 18 exons. The record is from RefSeq and is a predicted model, not a curated record. Lineage: Eukaryota; Viridiplantae; Streptophyta; Magnoliopsida; Caryophyllales; Amaranthaceae.
UGCGUACAUUGCGAAAGAGUUAUAGCCACAUACACCACCUAACUCUAACGUACUUUGUAAGAUCGAUCAGGAUGAUCGAGGUGGUAGUGGUCCGCCCGACAAUUAAAAUUGAUAGAAAUUAACAUGUAUCACAGUAUCACAUAAAAAACAAAGUUUGAAGGAAAUUAACCCACAUCCCAUCCAUUUCAUUUCAUUCCCAAAAAAAGAAACCCAAGAAUAUCUGUGACUCGAUAAAUGAAGGAAGAAAUUAAAGUACAGCUUCUACUUAACACCGACAAUAAUGAUAAGCUAGUUGAUGAAGCUGGUCAUCAUGGGUUGUUUCCACCAUUACCAGAAGCAAAUGAUACGUCGUUGGCGGUGGCAGCGGCAGCGGCAGCGGCGGUAACUCCAAUGCUGCUUUUCUCCGUCUUCAUAGCAGUCUUGGGUUCUUUUUCCUUUGGCUUUGUUGUGGGAUAUACAUCACCUGUGCAAGCUGAGAUUAUGAAGGAACUUGAUUUAUCAACAGCCCAGUUUUCUCUCUUUGGUUCACUGCUCACUGUUGGAGGAGCAUUAGGAUCUGUAGUAUGUGGCAAGUUAACUGAUUACAUAGGUCGAAGGCGCGUGUUACAACUAACUUCUCUAGUUUUCAUUUUUGGGUGGUUUGCCAUAUCAGUUAGCCAGGGUGCGUGGCUGCUCGAUCUGGGCCGAUGGAUGCUGGGUUUUACUGGGGGCAUUUCAGGCUUUGCUAUUCCAGUAUAUGUAGCAGAAUUUACACCCAAAAAUCUCCGAGGAGGAUUUGUGAUUCUCCAUGUGUUAAUGAUAACAGUCGGAGUAUCAGCAGCCUUUCUCAUAGGACUAGUCACUUCAUGGCGUACUUUAGCUCUGAUUGGAAUUAUUCCAAGUCUUGUACAGAUAGUCGGUAUAUUCUUCAUUCCAGAAUCCCCUAGAUGGCUGAUGAUGAUGGGUAAAAACAAGGAGUUUGAAGCAGCAUUGCAAUGCUUUAGGGGAGGUUUUGUCGAUAUUACUCAAGAAGCAGCUGAUAUAAGGAACUCUGCUGAAGCCCUUGAUCAAAUAGAAAAAGUUAGCAUCCUACAACUAUUCCAGAGGAAAUAUGCUUAUGCGCACAUAGUUGGAAUUGGUCUCUCAGCACUUGGUGCUCUUGUUGGUUUAAAUGGGAUCAUAUUUUAUGCCGGUUCUAUAUUUGAAUCAGCGGGAUUUUCAGUUAAAGUGGGAACUGUGGCACUGGCCUCUUUCCAGCUUCCAAGUGUGGUUUUGGGUGUAAUUUUGAUGGAUAAAUGUGGGAGGCGCCCUCUUAUUAUGAUUUCAGCAGCUGGUCUUUUCAUAGGCUGCUCGUUGACAGGGCUCGCAUUUCUGUUUGAGGAUCAUCAUUUUCUGGGUGGUAUCAGUCCUUCUAUCGCACUUAUUGGCAUAUUGAUCUAUGUUGCUUUUUAUCCAAUCGGUGUAGGGGGAGGAACUUGUAUUAUUAUUUCGGAGAUAUAUCCCUUGAACAUAAAAGGUUCAGCAGGCAGUAUUGCUGCUGUAGUAUCGAGUCUAUCAUCAUGGAUUGUUUCAUAUGCUUUCAACUUUUCAAUGGAAUGGAGUUCUUCAGGGACGUUUUUCGUAUUGGCGGGUGUUUGUGUGUUUACACUAAUAUUUGUGGCGAAAUUGGUGCCUGAGACAAAAGGAAAGACACUCGAAGAAGUUCAUAAGACAAUGAGUGAUGUUUGGCAGUGAUAUAACGUACCUAUGCAUUCUAUCAGAUGUUUUUCACUUACAUUUAUCACUUUCAAUAUUGUUGAAAAUUGUUUUGUAAAAGUAAUAAAAUGAAAAGAGCGUUGAAAGGUUGAUGAUGAA